AUGUUGAAGGACGCUGCAGCGGCGCCGUCGUUGCCGGCGGCGGGCCUGCACAGGGCGUAUUGCGGCCAUAGCCCGUGGAUCCCGAACUCCGGCGCCGGCGGUUUCUCGGGGUCCUGGAAGCAGCAGCCCUUCUUCGAGUCACAAAGCAACUGCGCCACCACACUCAAUAUCCUGUACAUUAACAAGCAGCGGCUUAUGGCCAUGGAGGAGCUGAAGAAACUGCAUGAUGAAAAUAAUUUGCUUCUCGAGGAAAUACAAGUACUAGAAACAGAAAUGCAAGGUAUUCCCCUAGAAGCAGCACAAUCGUCAAGUUUCAGCGAGUUACUCCUGCGGAUAGAUACAAUGGUCAUUUCUGGAAUGAUCAGCAUGGCGGAAGCAUCUGAUUUAAGAGAGAAAGUUGUCACUAAUAGAAGCAUAAUACAAAGCGCCUUUUCUGAUAUUCAUCAUAAACCAAAUACUGAAUUGCUGUCCGAUCUGCGACUCUUUCUGCGUAAACCAAUAGAGAAACCUCUUCAUAUUGUGCACAUCUGCAGUGAAAUGUACCCAAUAGUAUCAUGCGGAUCAUUAUCAACCUAUGUUGCCAGUUUAUCUUGUGAGAUUCAUAAAAAGGGUAACUUGGUGGAGGUGAUACUACCCAAGUACACCAGCAUAAACGUGGAUGGAAUUCAUGGUCUAAGGAGAGCUGAGGCAGAGUAUGAAUCUUAUUUUGGUGGUCUUUGGCAUAAAAACAAAAUAUGGACUGGUACAUCAAGUGGUGUUGGUAUUGUACUUAUAGAACCAUCUCAGCUCUCCUAUUUCAGUCGUGAUAUGUUACAUGGCUACCCUGAUGACUUUGAGCGAUUUUCCUAUUUUUCCCGUGCAUCCCUGGAUUAUAUUGUAAAAUCUGGAAAGCGGCCAGACAUUAUACACAUACAUAACUGGGAAACUGCUAUAGUGGCACCACUUUUCUGGGAUAUAUUUGCUCACCAGGGACUUGGGAACACUCGGAUAUUACUGACGUGCCAAGACUUGAAUUCAGAAUGCCUAGAGGAGCCAAAUAAAUUGGAGAUGUGUGGACUUGAUCCUCAUAAUCUUCACCGCCAUGAUCGUCUGCAGGAUACAAAUAAGACAGAUCUUGUUAAUAUUCUUAAGGGGGGCAUUGUUUAUUCAAAUAAAGUUGUUUUGAUGUCCUCAACGCAUUCAAAAGAUGCUCUUAUUCAGGGUUCAAGACAAGGGCUGCAAUCAACAUUAACCACACAUAAGGAGAAGAUAUUGGUUGUUUCUUAUGGAUUGGAUGGUGAACUUUGGGAUCCAUCCAAAGACAUUUUCCUUCCUCGGAGGUAUUCUGCUAAUGAUAUCGAGGAGAGGUCCAUUUGCAGACAAGCACUUAGGAGACGACUUCGGUUCAACAGUGAUUCAUCCAUUAUAGUAGGAUGUAUCUGUGAUGAUAAUUCAGUUAUCCAUAGUCUUAAAGAAGCAGUUCAUGUUGCUCUGCGCAGGAAUACUCAGGUCAUCAUCAUGGAAAAGUUAGGGUCUGUCGUGAACUCAACUUUGCGAGCAUUAAAGGGAGAGAUAAUGGGAGACAAAAUAGCAUUCGUUGAGGCAUACGAUGAAGCCCUAGCACAUUUAAUAUAUGCAGGAUCUGAUAUCAUUCUUUGCUCUUCCUUUCAAGAUCCAUCGCUGCAAACAGCGAUGAAGGCAAUAAAGUAUGGAUCUGUGCCAGUACAGAUAAACUUUCCCAGCGAUGAAUCAAGGGAGUUGGAGGGGCAUGACUGCCCAAAUACAGCAAUGUCUCAGUACAUCAUCUCAACCUAUGGAGAUCUGUCUCUUUCUCAAGCACUUGAUGACUUCAACAAUGACCCUUCACAUUGGGAUCGGCAGAUUAAGGAUGGGAUGGCUAGGGGUUCGUCAUGGGACAUGAAGUGCUAUAACCUUCAUUGGGAGGCUUAUUCCUCUAUAAGGAAGCUGUGA
Miscanthus lutarioriparius is the source of this 1950-nucleotide messenger RNA. The record is from the annotation of a GenBank genome assembly. NCBI's taxonomy places the organism in Eukaryota, Viridiplantae, Streptophyta, Magnoliopsida, Poales, Poaceae.